Messenger RNA from Macrosiphum euphorbiae (potato aphid), 504 nucleotides. NCBI's taxonomy places the organism in Eukaryota, Metazoa, Arthropoda, Insecta, Hemiptera, Aphididae. The record is from the annotation of a GenBank genome assembly.
AUGUAUUUCCCUGUGUUGGCCGGAUACAAUCCCAAGAAUAGCGAGGAAUAUGCUUCUUUGAUUUUAAUUUUAACUAAUGAAUUUGAAACCCGUUUUCAAGAUUUUCUUAAGAAUAGUCAACUCUUUGCUAUUUUCGCAACAUUAUUUUCGGAUGAUAUUACUGCUGUGGAAACUAAAUUUCAAAUGGAAUGCAUUGAGUUGCAAUCAGAUAUUCAACUCAAAGAAAAAUUCAAUCAGUCAUUUUUAUUAGAUUUUUAUAAAUUAUAUCUACCCAAAGAAACAUAUCCAGUCCUUCAUGACCAUGCCUUAUUCAUGUUCUCGCUUUUCGGCAGUACUUACAUUUGCGAACAAUUGUUUUCAAGAAUGAAAAACACAAAGAGUAAGAAUCGGUCCACUAUAUCAGACAAGCACCUUAAAAGUUGUUUAAGGAUUUCCACAACUUCAAUCGAUCCACAUAUUGAUUCAUUACUUCCACAAAAAAAGCAAUUUCAAAUUUCACAUUAA